UAAAGAGUUUCUGACUGGUUUGCCCCUUGUGACAUCACAGGUAAUGGGUACCAAUUGGCAAGGAUGAAUGGGGCAUGGAAGUUUCCAUCAAAGAAGAUUCCAAAUAUUGCUGGGAGCGGAUUUCAAAGCAAGGGAAGACCUGGAGUUUUAGGCAUUUUAGUCGAACUAUGGAGGAACUGGUUCAUGAUCUUGUAUCAGCCCUAGAGGAGAGUUCAGAACAAGCCAGAGGCGGAUUUGCAGACCCAGGAGAUCACUCUCGAAAUAUGACUUGUCCACUGAAACGUCAGGCAAGGAAAAGGAGAGGGAGAAAACGACGGUCAUAUAAUGCUCAUCCACCUUGGGAGACAGGCCACUGUUUAAGUGAAGGUUCAGAUUCCAGUUUAGAAGAACCAAGCAAGGACUACAGAGAAAACCAUAAUAACAAGAAGAAAGAUCACAGUGACUCUGAUGACCACAUGUUAGUAGCAAAGCGCAGACCAUCAUCCAACCUAAAUAAUGUUAGAGGUAAACGACCCUUAUGGCAUGAGUCAGAUCUUUCUGUAGAUAAUGUUGGUAAUAGAACUCUCCGUAGAAGAAGAAAGGUGAAACGUAUGGCAAUAGAUCCACCAUCUGAAAUCUCUAACCCACUAACACUGACCCAACAGCAUGAAAAUAGAGAUCAAGAAAUGGACAAUGACUAUAAAGCUUACCAACACCAAGAAUUCAGUAAAAACAAAAUUAAAAAAAGAAAAUUAAAAGUCACUAGACAAGGACUAAAAAUCCAAGAUGAUGGACUGGUUUGGGAAAGUGAAGAUUUGGUCCAAGCUAAUAAGGAUAAAAUGGAAUAUGAAGAACAAAAAGGCUCAGAUGAAAUCAUGAGUGAAAGUGACUCCAGCAGCCUCAGCAGUACUGAUGCUGGUUUGUUUACCAAUGAUGAGGGAAGACAAGGUGAUGAUGAGCAGAGUGACUGGUUCUAUGAAAAAGAGUCAGGCGGGGCUUGUGGCAUCGCAGGAGUCAUUCCCUGGUGGCAGUCUGAAGAGUCUACAGAAUUAGGAAAAGAAUUACCAGAUCCGGUCUUUCAAAGUAUCUUAAGUGGUUCUUUUCCUCUUAUGUCACCUUCAGGCAGAAGAGGUUUCCAGGCUAGACUCAAUCAUCUACAUGGAAUGCCCUCAAAGAACAUCAAAAAAUCUGGAGGAACUUCUACUGCAAUGGCUACAAACUGGACCAGUGAGAUUCCCCUAUAAACCAAAUCUUCUAAUGCUAAUUAAUUAGAUAUCGUUUUGAACAUCUGGGGAAUGACAUUCGAGGGAACCUGUCUCCUGUCCUCUUCCCUGGAGAUAGACUAUUGAAGUCAGAGCCUGUCUGGUGGAAAGAUGAGAAUGUUUUUGCUCAAGGACUGGUAUUCUUUCCUUUCAGUAAGAAAUGAAUCAGAUUGAGGAGCUUUAUUAGUAAUUUAGCUUGAGCAUAAGAAGAGGUAGAAGCUAUCAUAAAUAAAUUUAUAUUCUUUUUAUUCCACAUUUUUUUCAAUACUUUUUUUUAUAAAGUUUUUUAUUUUCAAAACACAUGCAUAGUUUUCAGCAUUCAAUCUUACAAAAUUUUGUGUUCCACAUUUUAUUUUCCCUUACCCUCUCCCCUAAUGGCAAGUAAUCCAAUAUAUGUUUAACAAAAAUUAUCAUAAUUUUGUUUUGGAUUGAGGCAAUUGGGAUUAAGGGGAUUGCCCAGGAUUAUAAGUGUUAAGUAUCUGAGGCUACAUUUGAACUCGACUAGUAAAAGAAUAAGCAGUAUCUAUCAGAAUUAUUCCAAGUGAAUUGUGACUAAGUAGUGCAUUGGCAUUCAUGGUUACAUAUUGGGUGAAGAAGUUUAACCAAGAUUGAUCAUAAUUUCUGAGUUCUCAUUGUAUUUUCAAAAGAGGAGUAAAUAGGAAUUCUCUUUUUUAAAAUAAAUUUCACAUUUUACAUAAAAUGUGCAUUCUAUUUGAAUUAUUGGCUUUUUUAUCUCUGUUUUUUGAAAAAAUAUUAUAAAGUAUAGUAUUGUUAUAUUAUUGAAGUAGUCCCAGUUCUUUUUUAGAUCAUAGAGUAUAGUUUAGAAACCAUCAGCCUAGAGAAUGUUGAACAUUAUCUAGAGCUAUCAGUUUUACUUUUUAUCUUAAAACUGAUUUUUUAAACACUAUUUUUUAAACAACUUUGUAAAACCAGUACUGCCCUUUCCCAAAGAGAUUUUUGGAAUGAAAACUACUCUUCAAAUAUUACAGAUUUCCAGAAAAUGUUGACUUAGAAUAUUUAAAAGCAUUAUGUAAACUAAUUUUCACCAAGUUAAAAAAGAGUUAUCAUUUGUGAGUUAGUAUAUCAUCAUUUUGUUCAGCAUAUAGCAGCUUGCAUAAUUAUAGCUGUAAUUGCAUCAAGGUGAUUAACAUUAUUAAGUGCCAACAAUUUUUAGUAAUCAUUUCUUUAAUAUAUAUUUUUAUGUUAUUUUAUACUUGCAUUGUCAUAAUUUAGAAGUUAAGAUCAAUUGAACUAUUAAUUGAAAUGAAAUUUAAAUUGAAAUAGCCUUUACCUUACCCUUUAUUACAAGGAAAAAAAUUUUAGCAUUUACAAUGUUUCAGACUGAUUAACAAUCAGUCACCUUUUUUGCUUGUGGAGACUGAGUACAGUUGAAUCACCAAUGUAAAGCUGCUCCUGCAACUGGAUAUUUUUGCUUUUGCUUAUCUAAGGUGAACACUAAUAUUUUAAAAUUAAUACAGGUAUUUAUAGAUAAUGUGGUUUUGAUAAUUGCAAUCUAUUUUGUGUAGACCAUUAUGUGUUAUAGACUGGAAAUUCAGAUAAUUACUUCUGAAUUUUAUAUAUAUAUAUAAAAUUUUUGUAUAAUGAUUGCUUUUCAGAUAUGAAUAAGACACUUUAAAACCUUGACCUAUGAACUUUGCCUUACUGAUCAUGAAUCGAGAUGAAUGCUCUGUAGUUCUUGGUGCAGUUCUACCUAUUUUUAUUUUUGGUUCACUGCUUGCUUGAGCAUAGCUGGGAUUUGUAGCCCAUUUUCUAGGCUUAUUGCAAUCUCACUCUGGUAUUUUAUAGGAGCUAUUACAACUGAUAGGUUAGCUUCAUGCUAUUGAUGAUACAUGGCUUAACUAUACUAAAAGCUGCCUUCCCUCUCUAAAUUGUAAAAAGGUGAUUAAGUUUCAGUUGAUGGAGAUAUACUGUAUAUAUGUGUUUAUAACGGGACUGGUGCAUUAGGUCAUAAACUGUUUCCCUGGCCCAUUUUUUUGUAUUCAAAAUUUAGCUGAAGACAGUGGCUGCUUCUUUUACUUUUUAUCCCUUCUCUCAUUUGUAAGACAUCCUUUUGACAGCUUCAGAUGAUAUAAUUUUCUUUUUAAUAAAAUGCCUAGUUUGGAAAAGAAAGUUCUGAGUUCAGAUUCAUGAAGAUAUCUUAAUAAUAUUAAUGGUUCCAUAAGAUUUUACCCAGUUUUUAUCAUUUAAAAACUCAAAUAUUUGAAAAAUGAAGGCAUGUGGUGUAAUAAUCUAUGUAAAAUAUGAUAAAUUCCCACACCAAAAAUAAAUUUGCUUUUAGAAAGACAUUUCUGAAUAAAGCUAAACAUAUGUAGCACUGAUUCAUUGAACAGAAUGACACCUGAUUCUAUUCAAUCAGUGGUUGCACAGGCUAAAUGAGGAUUUUUAUAAGUUAUUAUCACAGUUCCUAUGGAAGGUAGAGGAAAAAUUUUUGACUAUCAUUUUAAUAUGAAACAGAGCUUCCUAACCUGUGGUUCAAUUUCAAGGGAGCUGUGAACUUUCAUGGUGAAAAAUUACAUCUUUAUUUUCACUAACCUUUGGUUUCCUUUGUAAUCCUAUAUCUCAUUUUAUGCAUUUUAAAUCAUUCUAAUAAUGUAGAUUUCACCAAGCUAACAAAGGGGUCUAUGGCACAAAAAAAAAAAGGUUAAAAGACCUCCUAAUGUAAAAUAAAGCAUAUUUGAGCAUUGGUCAACAAAGGGAUAGGGGGAAUUUUGUAGUUAUAGUAAAUAUUACUCACUUAUAAUAGUUAACAUUUAUAUAGUUCUGUAAGGUUCACAAAGUACCAUUAUGUGCUAAGCUCUGGUCAUUUGUGUUUAUUUGGGUAAGCUUCACCCAUAUCUCAUUUGAAUCUUAUCUUGAUUAUAAACUAUGCAGAAUUAUUUUGAUAAAUAUCAGAUUGAAACUCUAUACACUGGCUUGUCACAAUACAACUUUUAUUUUAUACCAGAAUCUUCUUAGAAACUUUUAUUUCUUUUUUUGUUAUUUAUGAAGUUAUUCAUUUGAAAUAACAUCCAUAUUAUCAUGAUUUUUCUUCAGAUAGAUCUGAGUUUUAAAAUACCAUAUAAAAAGAAAAACAAAAUAACAUGUAAAUAAGAUGGAGUAUGAGUAAACAGGGAGUUCUGAGUGUUAUAAAUUCAGAAGAUAAGUAUUAUUCUUAUUACAUUAAAGUUUGGGCUAACAGGAACCCAGGGAAAUAGAAUACUCAACUAAUUGUUCCCUUUCUCAUUCCACACCAUAUUUUUAGAGGGGAGGGUAAGGGAAUGGAAUGAGCAUUUAUAUAAUACUUUUUGCAAGACACUAUCCUGAGGGAUUUAUAAAUAUUUACCUCAUAAAUACAUCUCUGAAUAUUAUCUUCAGUUUUUAAGUAGAACUCUUUAUAAAUAUUGAUCCUCACAGUAAUCCAGUGAGAUAAGUCCUAUUGUCAUCCCCAUUUUAUAAUUGAAGAAACAGAGGCAAACUGAGGUUAAGUGACUUCAUUGAAAACCAACCUACUUUAUUAGAAACUUCCAGUUCUUUUUAUAGCUAUAGAUAUAGCGAAUACUCAUAUAUGUCAGGCUCUCAGUCUGUUAUCCUAUGAACUUGAUAAAUACUAGACCUCUUCCUUUUUUUGAUCAUGUGUCUAUAUUGGUAGUUUUAUGACAUUAUUGGUAAUAAACUUUGGCCUAUUUAUACACACUAUUUGUCUUUCUAGAGCUUCGUUGUUAGGAUAUUUUUUUUAAAUGAAGUUUUAAGUGAUAUGUGAAAAAAUAUAUUUAUAUUAAAUAAAAAUUGAAUAAACAUGUUUCAACCAGA
Molecule: messenger RNA, 5051 nt
Organism: Antechinus flavipes (yellow-footed antechinus)
Lineage: Eukaryota; Metazoa; Chordata; Mammalia; Dasyuromorphia; Dasyuridae
Gene: GPATCH2
Product: G-patch domain containing 2
Exons: 6
Coding region: 75-1223 (382 amino acids)
Molecular function (GO): nucleic acid binding
Source: RefSeq, a predicted model, not a curated record